This is a messenger RNA of Setaria italica (foxtail millet), 1898 nucleotides long. RefSeq lists its product as uncharacterized. The record is from RefSeq and is a predicted model, not a curated record. NCBI's taxonomy places the organism in Eukaryota, Viridiplantae, Streptophyta, Magnoliopsida, Poales, Poaceae. The transcript has a single exon. Bases 58 to 1680 code for a protein of 540 amino acids. Gene Ontology annotation, molecular function: glycosyltransferase activity.
AGAGACAAGGCGGUAGCGUCAGUGAGUGAGCAGCUUGCUUGAAGGUAGCAUACUAGCAUGGCGGCGUCGAAGGUGUCCGGCGGUCUCAAGGUCGCCAUGGACGACGUCAAGGCCAAGGGGAGAUGGGCACUGGCCGCCCAGUUCUCCUUCCUCGUAGUCUCAGCCGUCACCCUGUGCGUGCUUCUCUACGCCCCGCGCUUCUCCUCCGCACCCGCCCCGUACGGCGCCACCGUCGGCUUCUUCGCGCCCAAGCCCAGCUCGACGAGCCGGACGUCGUCGGCGGCGGUGCAACUCGGGCCGCCGGAGCACGGCGGCGGCGGCGGCGGCGGCGGCGAUGCGGAGCGGGAGGGAGGCGGCGCGCCGGAACAGGUGCUCGACAACCAGAUGGGCUCCCCGUGCUCGUCGCUUCCCAACCACGCCAUCUGCUGCGACCGCACGGACUACCACUCGGACGUCUGCUUCAUGGCCGGCGACGUGCGCACGGACGCCGCGUCCCUCUCGCUCCUCCUGUUCCCGCCGCUGGCCGCGCCAGGCGGCGGCGGGGGCGCCGCGGCCGACACCGCCACCGUGGAGGAGCGGAUACGACCCUACACGCGCAAGUGGGACGGCUACAUCACGAAGACCAUCCACGAGGUGACGCUCCGGUCGGCCCGGCCGGAGGAGGCCACUGCCGGCCACCACCGUUGCGACGUCCGGCACGACGCGCCGGCCUUCGUCAUGACGGCGGGAGGUUACAGCCACAACCUGUUCCACGUGUUCAACGACGGGUUCCUGCCGCUGUGGCUGACGGCGCAGCACCUCCGGCGCCGCGUCGUGCUCGCGGCGCUCGCGUACAAUCCCCGGUGGGCCGGCACGUACGGCGAGAUCAUCUCCGGCCUCUCGGCGUACCCCGUCGUCGACCUGCUCAGGGACAGGAGGACCCACUGCUUCCCCGGCGCCAUCGUCGGGACCCGCUACCACGACUACCUCGCCGUCAACUCCACGCGGCUCCGGGACAACAAGACCGUCGUCGACUUCCACCGCUUCCUCGCCGACGCGUACGACGAACACCAAGACGACAGCAGCGGCGGCGGCAAGCCGGAGGCGACACUACCACCACCACAGCGGCGGCCAAGGCUCGGGAUCGUGUCGCGCAAGGGUCGGCGCGUGAUCGAGAACCAGGCGGCGGUGGCGGAGCUGGCGGCGUCGGUCGGGUUCGACGUCGACGUCAUGGAGACGGCCACCGGGGCGCCGCUCUCGGCCACUUACGCGUCGGUGAGCUCGUACGACGCGCUGGUGGGCGUGCACGGCGCCGACCUGACGACGUUCCUGUUCCUGCGCCCGGGGCGGGCGGCGCUCGCCCAGGUCGCGCCGCUGGGCAUCUCCCUGCUCUCGCGCAACCUCUUCGGCGUGCCGGCGGCGAGGAUGGGGCUGCGCUACGAGCAGUACGACGUGAGCGCGGGCGAGAGCUCGCUGAGCCGGAGGUACCCGGCGGGCCACGUCGUCGUGGCCGACCCGGCGAGGGCGAGGCGGGAGCAGGGGGGGAAGGAGUGGGACCUCGUGGAGCACGUGUACCUGCGCGGGCAGAACGUGAGCCUGGACCUCGGCAGGUUCCGGGAGACGCUGGCCAGGUUGCACUCGCGAUGGAAGGAGCAGCAGCAAAGCCAGGUGUCCGGUGCAGAUGCGUUACCUCAACAAUGAUGACGCCCUCAUUGUUAUGAUAUACAAAUAAUCACGAUUACAUUUUUAGACACGUAAAAAACAUACUCCCCCAUCCCAAAAUAAAUGCACUUCUAGAGUUUAGCUGAAGAGAUCAAUGUUAAUGCAUUGCACUUUAGGAGAGAAAGUAGAAAACGACAAAUACUCUAGAUGUUCACUUAUUUGGAGACAAAUUUUAAACUCUAGAAAUACACUUAUUA